Molecule: messenger RNA, 3372 nt
Organism: Cebus imitator (Panamanian white-faced capuchin)
Lineage: Eukaryota; Metazoa; Chordata; Mammalia; Primates; Cebidae
Gene: IFNK
Product: interferon kappa
Exons: 1
Coding region: 1247-1870 (207 amino acids)
Biological process (GO): natural killer cell activation involved in immune response; humoral immune response; positive regulation of peptidyl-serine phosphorylation of STAT protein
Cellular component (GO): extracellular region
Molecular function (GO): cytokine activity; type I interferon receptor binding
Source: RefSeq, a predicted model, not a curated record
UUUGUGGAACUGUGGUUAUUUAUCAUUCUACAAUGGCUUAAUUGCAAAUUUAUGUAUAUCUUUUUUUUAAAGAUGAUAUAAUAAGCUAGCUUUGUUUAAUGACAACCCAUUUUAAUUUACUGGAGAAAAUAAUCCAUUUGUCUUAACCAUACUCAGAGGAAAGUUAUUUGGGCAAAUAAAGUAAAAACCAUAAAUGAUGGAUAGCCAUCAUUACCACAGUAACAUUGGUCCAGCUAGGAAUCAGCUUGGUUAAAUGAGUGACCUCCUACUCACAUACCUCCUCAAUGCACAACAAACAUAGGAGCAAACAAAAGCCUUUACAGAAUCCAGAAUCACCAGGCAAGAAGAAAUAAUAAUUAAGCAAAAAUUUUAAAAUACUACCUUUAAAAAAAAUGAUACUACAAGAGAGAAAUUAAUGAGUUAGAAAGAUAUUCUCAAAUAUAAAGCCCACUCCAGGACUUUUAAGGAAGAUAUCAGAGGCAUAUGGAAGGCCAAGUCCAGGAUGGAUUUAACUGAAGAAAAGGAUAUUUAGAGAAUAUCAACAUUUUCUAAUGCAACAGAAAACCAAGCCAGCUUAGUCUUCUACUUAGUAAGUGUCAUGCUAAAUUGACCAACUUUAUUCUUCAACUUUCUGAGGAUCCAGAAAAAUCAAACAAAAAAGAGAAAAUAUCCAAAGAUAGAAGUGUACUUUAACAAAAUCAGAAAAACCUAAAUUAUAUUGGGCUCUGGUGACUCAGCAAUCAAAUAAUCAAAGGCAUUUAGUCAAUGUCUAUGGUUAGCUCAAUGAGAGCGGAUGUUUAGCUAUAGCGCCAGGUACAAAAAAUAUAUUUUCAUGAAGGCUCACUCCCUCAUAUGAUGAGUGAGUGAGUGAGUGAGUGAGUGUAUAGACUCACAGCUUUUGGCUUUCUGAAAUUCCCUACAUCAGUCUUGUUAUGAUGAUUCCUUAGUGCUGGGAUGGAUCAUCCAGCCAUGUAAGGUAACACAAUAACACUUUGCUCAUUUAAAAAAAAAAAAAAAGUUAUGACUUCCAAACUCAGCAUAGUCACCCAAAGUAAAAAAAAGAAAAAAAAAAAAUAAAUAAUAAGCCUCAGAGGCAAAGGAAAGGGGCCGUCAACCUUGGUAACUAUAAAAUGACGAAUGAGAAAACUCCUCCUGCUGAAGACACUCACAUAUAUAAAGGGAAGGAAUACUUCAAAUAUCAUUGCCAAAUCUACAUCUUCUGGAUUUUUUAGCUUGAAAAAAAAAAAUGAGCACCAAACCUGAUAUGAUUCAAAAGUGUUUGUGGCUUGAGUUCCUUGUGGGUCUGUUCAUUGCUGGCACUCUGUCUCUGGACUGUAACUUACUGAAUGUUCACCUGAGAAGAGUCACCUGGCAAAACCUGAGACUUCUCAGUAUGAGUAACUCAUUUCCUAUAGAAUGUCUACGAGAAAAUGUAGCUUUUGAGUUGCCCCAAGAGUUCCUACAAUAUACCCAGCCUAUGAAGAGGGACAUGAGGAAGGCCUUCCACGAAAUGUCCCUACAGGCCUUCAACAUCUUCAGCCAACACACCUUCAAAUCCACUUGGAAAGAGAAACACCUCAAACAAAUCCAAAUAGGACUUGAUCAGCAAGCAGAGUAUCUGAACCAAUGCUUGGAGGAACGGGGGAAUGAAAAUGAAAUCAUGAAAGAAAUGAAAGUGGAUGAGAUGAAACCCUCAGAAGCCAGGGUCCCCCACCCGAGCAACCUGGAACUGAGGAGAUAUUUCAACAGGAUAGACAAUUUCCUGAAAGAAAAGAAAUACAGUGACUGUGCCUGGGAGAUUGUCCGAGUGGAAAUCAGAAAAUGUUUGUACUACAUUUACAAAUUCGCAGCUCUACUCAGGAGUAAAUAAGGUAUAUUUUGGGAAUUGAAAUUCCUGUUCCCUCCGAAAUCCCUUUCUCCUUCUCUUCCUCCAUCUUCUAAGGAUUAUUGUGCUAUUCCGCAAGCCUGUCCUCAGUUGGAUUGGUGGCCUGGGAACAUAAGGGACAUUCACUUCUCUAAGGAGAGGUAAUUCCAACCAUUCUCCUUGUGACCAAGAGUCUUGUUAGAAAGUUUUUAAGACAGGUUUAAAGGAAUAAGAUUUCCUUUCCAUCUUCUAUUGUCUCUUCCUCUUUUCUUUGGCCAUUUUGAAAGAGCUUUGCUGUACCACCUGUGAACUUCACCAAGACAAAGGCUAGAGGAUAGGGAGCACAGAAUGUUGCAAAAUGGUAACAUUUGAAUGACUUAACUGUUUUGCUGUCAGUGUUGUUUAUCCUUUGAAAAUUCAGCACUGUAAAAGAGCUUAUACAUGCUCCCUAGAGUCCAUACCUUUGCUUUUCUCCCCUCCUGCUCAGAGAAAAAAGGUUGACAUUUCUGGCCCAUUUGCUUCUCAGCUCAGUUUGUUUUAAUUGAUGCUGUUUGUAGAAUGGUAUUUCAUUAUUUUAACAGAGUGAAGAUCCAUAGUGAAAUUGGAGGAACGGUUCAAUUAGAUGACCAUUAAGCUCUCAUUUAACCUUUGAGAGCCCAUGAUUCUAAUGCAGCACACUCUUCACUCCUGAUGUACAUUGUUUGAUGACUGCACCUACAGGCAUGGAAAAUGCUGCAGAAAAGUAUAUAGUACAGCAUCUGUCUUUCACUGUUUUUUAUGUGCCUGAAAUAAAAUGUCCAGAGUCAUAAUAUGGAACAAUUUUACAUUAGAUUUUCCUAGUUAGAAGAUUACAUUCUGUGAGUUAAUUUAACUAGCUAUUCCAAUAAUACAUGAUACUUUAAUAUCUUCUAUCUUUUUAAAAGUUAUUUCGCAGCCAGAUUACCUAGAUUAUUUACUUUUCUUAUAUGGCCCUUCAUCGUAUUAAUUCACCACCUAACUCAGAUGGAUUUUCUCUUCCUUUCUCUCCUCUACCCCAUUUCAGAACCAUCUACCUUCAAGCAAGAAUUAACAGAGACUGUGGCUACGCAAAUGCACAAAAAAGGGUGAAAGGUACCUGGUUCUGCCUUUGGAAGCCAUUUCCUGCUCCUGCCAUAAAGAGCAUGCUGCCGAACUGUUCAGAUUCAAGAUUAUUCUAAGUGCAGGGCUCAAAUGGUACAGCCAAAAGUCUUAUGAUAAAAGUGAGGCAAAUUUCAGUCAAGAAGUUAGAAGAAAUGUUCAAAAGAACAGGAACAAAUUGUGAAUCAUGGUGUAUGCAGGCUAUCAGCAGAAGGAUCAGACAAUAAAAUGAGUUAGCGCAAACCACUUAGUAAAAACAGCUAUCAGCAGAGUUGUUCCAAAUUAAAAAUAGUACUACAAGCUUGUAAAGGAGUUGGGACACGUAAGCUACUUAGCAGAAAAUAUACCCUUGGUACUUUUCAUGAAUUUCUCUAAUAAAGCCUUUGCCUGUU